AUGUUUCGUGAAAACCGUCGUGAAUAUUUUUGCUACCGAGCAAACUUGAAUAAUCAAAAAAAGGUUCGGAAAGGCACUCAGCUUUCUCCUGGAUAUGAAGAUGUAAGCAUCUCACCACUUCGUUACAAGACUAAAACGAACGCCACAGAAACCGAUAGCAAAAAACAAAACCUUUGUAAAUGCAGGCCCAAAACAACGCGACGAAAACAACGCUCCAAAAACCACGACACUACCAUAGUAUGGGAGGAUUCAAGCCCUGUAAACUAUAAAAACGAGGGAACUGAAAAUAUAUUUUAUGAUAUAAUUGAAGACAAACAAAGAAAAAGAAAGUUUAAGUUAUCUAAAAACAAGCGUUCAUAUGAAAUUAACUCAAGAAGAAAACAUAAUAAUAGAAUUGAAAACGAAAUAAAAGUUGCUGAUCAAGAAAGAAUAAUAUAUGGCCACGUUGAGCCUUUGAUUGGCGAAAAUGUAUUGGAUGGAGAUGACCUCCAUUUAAAGAAAAUUAAAACAUGUCAAAAAGGUAUUUGCAAAACAAAUAUAGAGGAGGGUAAGAAACAUCAUUGCAAAUGCAAAACUGUUAAAAAAAGGCCACCGAAAGUAGCUACAACCACAACGUGUACCAAUUAUUCAUGUGCGUUAGAAGGAGGGAUAAAGAGAAGAUACAACAAACUUAUAUCGUGCUUAUUCAACUCAAAGCACAAUGUCGCACCCAAACCUGUUAUAGUAGAAAAAGGCCCCGUACAGCCUAUGUUUGCUAUAAGAGUAGACUCGGGAAAUUUGCAAAUUUUGAAUCCUAACGAAAUAAGAACGAAAGUUAAGGCUUUGGGUAAUGUUGCUAAGCAUGAUAAAUGCAUGUGUCCCUCCCGUUUAGAGCGUGCAAAAAAAUACGGGAUAGGUGAAACGUGUGAAGACGGAGUUUGUGAAACUGCUAGGAAAGGAAAAUAUGACCAUUUCAAUUGCAACUGCGAAAAAACAGCAAUUAUAGAAUGUUGCGAUAGAACAUGCGAUAUAAAAACACCCGGCGUGUCGACAAAUCAAGGAGGGAAAAUCGUAAAAAAAAUAACAGCAAAUGGUGAAAAACCUGUGUUUGAAAUGCUUUUAGAUCAAAAUCAUAUGAACGUUUUAAAUACUGGCGAAAUUCAUGAUGUUCUAAAAAAGGCAUCUCUUUCCGAUAUGUGCCCAACGGGGAUUUGUAGAGACACAGAGAACACUGAUAGAAUAUUAAAUUGCAAAUGUUUGAGUAAGAAAAUAUCACCGAUUUUACAUGAAUGCCAUAAAGGAACAUGUCGACCCAAUGAAACAAUAACAGAGGAACCGAAAAAAAAGUCAAGGUUCUAUUUAUGCACAAGAAUUUGUAGUAGUUUUGGUAAACAGUCUUGUAAAUGCCCAGGUUAUAGAAAUGCUCAAGGUGAUGUUAUAUAUGGCAGGAGAAAUGCAAUCGGAACAACUCCGGAUCAACCAGCAGAACGCGAAAGAUCGAAUUUGUGUUUUGUGACUAGAAUAUGUAGUAGUCUGGGAAAAUGGAGAUAUUCCGGUGGUGACAUGAAUGCUCGAGGUAUUCGAAGAAAGAAAUUAGCGGAUAAAAAAAGAAGGAAGAAGAAGCAGAGAAAUGAAGAGACAGUUCGGAAACGUAAAAAGAAGCCUGUAGAGAAAGAUAAAAAAAGAAAGCCAAAGCAAGAUCAAAAAGUGAAAGGUAAGGAAAAAAAACAGAAAUCGCGAAAAGUUGAACCAGUUAUUAAGGCAACAAGAAAAUAUAGCUUUUGGACAAGGUCAGAAACCUCAGAAAAGAAAGCAAAUGCACAAAAAACUAAAGCCCAAGAAGAAAAAUUACGAAAAGCUGAAUUAAAGAAAAAGAAGGAGGAUAAGAAAAUUCAAGAAAGAGCGAAGAAAGAAGCAAUCAAAAGAAGGAAAAAAAUAGCAAAACUUCAAAGUCAGGGACAAACAAACUGUCUGGCCAGAUUUAUAAUAGGAGUUGUUAAUUUAUCUUUAGGAACUUUGUCAGGAUUGGCGACUAUGCUGGUAUAUAUCAUUGCUAAACCGAUAAGAAGUUAUGCCUAUGUCAAACAAAAAUUGAAAGACCCGAUAGGCUCUUUUAAAAUGUUAAAAAGUUGGAUAAGCACAACGUGGAAGGCGAGAGACUCUAACUUUACAACGGCCAUUCAAGAUUCACAUGUUGUACAUAUUCUGUCAGAUCAAUUGGAGGAAUCGGCGUUGUUUCAAGUAUUUACAAAUAAAGGGCAAACUCCGGAAGAAAAACAAAUGUACGAAAGGAUGAAAAAGAAGAGGCAAAGGAGAAUGAGAAAACGCCACGAACAGGCCCUUUAUAGUUGUCGUCAUAUGUUGCUGGUGACGCUGAGGAAACAUCCAUGGAUAUGUGUUUACCAUUUAUGCCCCGAUUUUUAUCCCCACUGCCUGAGCCUUCUAACUUUUCUUACUAACUUUUUUCACUUACUGCUUUUCCUUCUUGCCUUAUUGUGUUGGACUCCGUGUAUAAUGUGUAUGGAAGUAGUGCGCGCGUUCUUGUGCUGUGUUGUAUGUACGCAUUAA
Messenger RNA from Leptosia nina, 2547 nucleotides. NCBI's taxonomy places the organism in Eukaryota, Metazoa, Arthropoda, Insecta, Lepidoptera, Pieridae. The record is from the annotation of a GenBank genome assembly.